CCGUAUUCGGUUUUCCUUAUUCGCGUGAUAUCCCCGAGGCGGGCGUCUAAGGGGAAUCGGAGUUCUCUGCUGCCGCUGCUUUCGAUCUGGCAGUGAGAGGUCGUGCCCAAAGAUUAGGGUUUGUGGCGGCAUGGGUCUUCUUUGUUGAUCGACGUGCCCUCGGUGCCCUCCUCUUCUUGAUCUCGAUGCAGUUCGGCCUGCUCCUUAUAGGAUCUUAUGGGGUUCUGUAACGGUUGAUGCUUUGGAGUCAUGAUCCAGCGCAGGGGCAAUUGUUUCGGCGGUUGAGGUUUAGUGAGCAAUAGGGGCUUCAAGAAUGACCCAACCUUCUGUGAUUCUUGCCACGGCGAGCUAUGACCACACCAUCAGAUUCUGGGAGGCUAAGAGUGGCCGAUGUUACCGCACCAUUCAGUACCCCGACUCGCAAGUCAAUAGGCUUGAGAUAACACCCGAUAAACGUUUCUUAGCUGCAGCAGGAAAUCCUCACAUCCGCCUUUUCGAUGUUAACUCCAAUAGUCCACACCCAGUUAUUAGCUAUGAUUCACAUACUAGUAAUGUGAUGGCAGUUGGAUUUCAAUGUGACGGCAAUUGGAUGUACUCAGGAUCUGAAGAUGGGACAGUGAAGAUUUGGGACUUAAGGACUGCGACAUGUCAACGGGAAUAUGAAAGCCGUGCAGCUGUGAAUACAGUAGUUCUACACCCAAAUCAAAAGGAAUUGAUAUCUGGCGAUCAGAAUGGAAACAUAAGAGUAUGGGAUCUGGCUGCAAAUUCAUGCAGCUGUGAGUUGGUUCCAGAGGUUGAUACUGCUGUGAGGUCUCUGACAGUAAUGUGGGAUGGCAGCAUGGUUGUUGCUGCAAAUAACCGGGGAACAUGUUAUGUGUGGCGCUUGCUAAAAGGAACACAGACUAUGACCUACUUCGAACCACUACAUAAAUUACAAGCACAUGAUGGCUAUAUCUUGAAGUGCCUGCUGUCACCAGAAUUUUGUGAUCCCAACAGGUAUCUUGCUACUGCAUCAUCCGAUCACACUGUAAAAAUAUGGAAUGUUGAUGGAUUCACAUUGGAACGAGUAUUGACCGGACAUCAGCGCUGGGUGUGGGACUGUGUUUUCUCAGUGGAUGGUGCUUAUCUGAUAACAGCUUCAUCCGAUACAACUGCAAGACUGUGGGCAAUGUCCAACGGAGAAACCAUUAGAAUGUACCAAGGGCAUCACAAGGCAACCGUUUGCUGCGCUCUGCAUGAUGGUGCCGAAUCACCUCCGGCAUGAGGAAAACUUGGUUGCAAGACAUUAUAUAUUUAUAUUGAAGUUUGAUAGGUUUUUUUUUUUUGUCGGUUGUUUGUCUGGUGUAUGUUCGGAUCGGACAUCUUUAAUCUCAAGAUGUUUGAAUUCCAGCUGUAAUAUUAGUUAUUUGACUGCUGUUCUUCGUUGA
This is a messenger RNA of Musa acuminata AAA Group (dessert banana), 1427 nucleotides long. RefSeq names its product target of rapamycin complex subunit LST8. The transcript has 11 exons. Gene Ontology annotation, biological process: TOR signaling; regulation of actin cytoskeleton organization. Gene Ontology annotation, molecular function: protein binding. Gene Ontology annotation, cellular component: TORC2 complex; TORC1 complex. The coding region runs from base 314 to 1264 and encodes 316 amino acids. The record is from RefSeq and is a predicted model, not a curated record. Lineage: Eukaryota; Viridiplantae; Streptophyta; Magnoliopsida; Zingiberales; Musaceae.